Messenger RNA from Trichomycterus rosablanca, 3232 nucleotides. It is a transcript of the gene septin12, whose product is annotated as septin 12. The coding region runs from base 158 to 1312 and encodes 384 amino acids. Gene Ontology annotation, molecular function: GTPase activity; molecular adaptor activity; GTP binding. Gene Ontology annotation, biological process: intracellular protein localization; cytoskeleton-dependent cytokinesis. The record is from RefSeq and is a predicted model, not a curated record. NCBI's taxonomy places the organism in Eukaryota, Metazoa, Chordata, Actinopteri, Siluriformes, Trichomycteridae. The transcript is spliced from 11 exons. Gene Ontology annotation, cellular component: cell division site; septin complex; septin ring.
GUAAUGCCGUAUGUCAGGAAAGGAAGUGGGGCAGAGCAGAGGACAUGCACACACACACACACACACACACACACACAUACACACACACACACACACACUGUUACUGUAAUAAGGAAGAACAUUGUACCUAUCAGAAUCAGAGGAACGAACAGCCCAGAUGAAAAGUGUUUCUUCUCUCACCGGUCAGGACGCGGCACCGGAGCUGGACUUGGAGCUGGAGCAGCCUGUCCGGAUGGAGGAGGAGUCCAGGGAGGUAGAUCUUCAGGUGGAAGAGGAGCAGGAGAUGGAGAAGGAUGUGAGCCCCUGUCUCGUCGAGCCCAGCAUGCAGGGUGUAAUAAGAGGCGGUGACCUCUUCGGCUAUGUAGGCAUCGAGGCCGUGCUGGAUCAGAUGAGACGCAAAACUAUGAAGGCCGGCUUUGAGUUUAACAUCAUGGUUGUUGGUCAGAGUGGCCUGGGAAAAUCAACACUGGUGAACACGCUGUUUAAAUCCAAGGUCAGCCGCAAGUCCUGCACUCCCAAUUACGAGGAGAAGAUUUCCAAGACAGUCCACCUGCAAUCCAUCAGCCACAUAAUUGAGGAGAAAGGGGUGAAGAUGAGGCUCACCGUUAUUGACACACCCGGAUUCGGAGACCAGAUCAACAAUGAGAACUGCUGGGAGCCCAUUGUCAAGUAUAUCAAUGAGCAGUAUGAAAAAUAUCUGAAGGAGGAACUGCACGUCAACAGGAAGAGAAGGAUCCCAGACACCCGCGUCCACUGCUGCGUCUACUUCCUACCGGCCACGGGACACUGGUUGCGCCCGAUUGAUGUGGAGUUUAUGAAGAGGCUGGGAAAGAUCGUCAGCAUCGUUCCGGUGAUUGCUAAAGCUGACACACUCACCAUGGAGGAGAGGCUAGAAUUUAAGCAGAGGAUAAGUCAGGACCUUCAGGCCCACGGGAUCCGAGUGUACCCACAGAAGGAAUACGAUGAGGAUGCCGAGGACCGGAUACUUAACGACAAGAUCAGGGAAAACAUCCCGUUUGCAGUAGUGGGCACAGACAAGGAGCACCAAGUGAACGGCAACAAGGUUUUGGGACGAAAAACCAAAUGGGGAAUCAUCGAAGUUGAAAAUGUUGCACAUUGUGAAUUUGCCAACUUGAGAGAUCUGCUUAUUAGGUCUCACCUGCAGGAUCUGAAGGACGUCACCCACUACAUCCACUAUGAGACGUACCGGGUGCAGAGGCUCAAUGAUAGCAACAUGAGUGGACUCGUGCUCUCCGAGCUGACUCUGGAGAACGGUACAGCGGAGAAGAACGAUCCAGAGAGCCAGCUUUAAACCCGCACGUUCCCUUCACCAGUCCUGCAUGAGAGCUGCUGAAACUGGGUGAUCAUGUGACCCGAGGUCCUUCUCAGCCAGGAGAGAACAUUUCAAAAUGUUGCGAAUGUGGAGAAUCAUAAAGACAUUUCUGCAUUUAAACGUCAUAUAUGAGUCUAUUUUUUAAAAGGAGUUUAUAUAAUGGGUGGGAUUUUGGGGAGAAUAAAAAAGCCUAAGACAGAGAAUAGUGAUGAUGAAGAUGGUGGUGUGGAAAGAAGUACAAAGAUAAAAUGAGUGUAAUUCACUGUGUUCGCUUUACCAGCAAGUGUUGGCACGGGAAGCAAGUGAUUCAUAUCAGUGCUGUUCAGUCUUUACUGCCUGCAACCAGCAAAUCUUGUACUUUUCUCCUCCUGUAGGCCUUUUCAAAUGAAAUUAGGAACUAUUUUUUGUUGCCGUGUUUGUUUUGGAAUUGUGUCAUUUUGAACAGAGCUAUUUUUGAAUUUAGAGAAAAGCCUCAGUCACACCAAGUUGUUGUAUGUGAAAUGACGUGUGUUUCUAUUGAUGAUAAUAGUAUCAACAUAAAGCCAAGAAGUUGUGCUUAUUGAUAGAAAGUGCCUAUUUAAAAUUUUAAUGCAAUAAUUUUUUUCCAGGUUUCUCAGCCAGUUCACCAACUUCCAGUGCAAGACAAAGUUUCACAAUAGAAUCCAUUUCUUUUUGAGUACUUUGCAAGUUGAUCCAAAGCAGGAACAACUGUAUAUAUAAACGUUACAUGGUUUUCAGUCAAUUGGGUUGCUUAAUAAAAUGGAUUGGAAAACUUUUGGUCCCCCAGGUUCAUUCUGUGAUGUUAAAUUGCUAAUUAAAACCAGCAAGACCAAAACAUAUUCCCAAAUUACAAUUUAGAUAUAGAUAAAAUACAGAUAAAUUACAGCUAAAUUGCUAACUAAACUACAACGAAAGCCCAUGUUUGGCAAAAAUGUCUCACUUCACAUGUCCAAGUGCACUUUUUGUUUUAUUUACUGUGUCCUAUUAAUUUACACUGCAUACUUAACACUGCUGCCAGAAAAACUGUGAAAAUUUUGCAAAUUGGAUUAUGCAAAUGUGCCCAGUCGUGGCAUGCGUUUAGCCAAUCGGGCACCGCCUUUACAAAAGAUAAGCCAUUCAAUUAGAAAUGACCACCCACAAGAGUCUGGUGCGACCGAGGCUUUAGAAGUGCUGUAUAGUAAUAUGACCAAAAGUUUUAUAUUCAAGGUGUCAAAUGUUCAUUUAGGUCUGAUACAAAAAGGGAUACAAACAUUUAUUUUACAAAAAAAAGAAAGAAAAUAUUCUUAUUUUUGAUGCCUGUUCUUUAAGUAACCAAGUUUUAUAAAGGCUCUGACAUACAUACCCAAAUACAUAGUAGCCAAAGCAUGACAUUACAAAAAACUGAUCUUUGAUUCAUCUUUGAAAUCAUACACAUUUUUAUAUUUGUGGAAAUUAUUAAUUUUUAUAAGACUUACUGGAUUUCUGACAACCUUCACAUAAAAAAAACUACUGUACAUACCCAUGUUGUAUUUCUGCCUUUUUUACAGGACAAUGUGUACUAACAGAUCAAUCAUGUCAUUGUUACACAUUAAUAUUCAUGUAAACAUUAUUGAUUUAUAAUUAAAUGAUUGUCACUGGUGAUGUCGAGCUCUCGCUUGAUUGUGCAUCAUAAAUACAUCAUCACUGAAACAAUUUCCAUCCAUAUUCAUAACAUUUUACAAUAGGCAAAUAGGCAAACCUUAAUUCUUAAAAGAUUGUGCAUCAUAAAUACAUCAUCACUGAAACAAUUUCCAUCCAUAUUCAUAACAUUUUACAAUAGGCAAAUAGGCAAACCUUAAUUCUUAAAAUGUUGAGUAGAGGGUAUGUAGAGGGUAUGUAGACUGCUACUAAAAACAGAAAACAGUGAUUUGUAAAUUCUUU